AUGAUUAGAACUUUUGUAGUCAAUGGUGACGGACUAGACAAAGCAGGCCACGAACAUGGUGGAUGGAAAAGUUGGAAAAGUGGCACAGGCGGUGGAAAUUGGGAUAGCUGGAAGAGUAACGAAAAACCAAUAAAUGCUAAAGCAGAAGCCUAUGCAUCCGCUUCUAUUGAUCCCUAA
Messenger RNA from Loa loa (African eye worm), 177 nucleotides. RefSeq lists its product as hypothetical. The transcript has a single exon. Lineage: Eukaryota; Metazoa; Nematoda; Chromadorea; Rhabditida; Onchocercidae. The record is from RefSeq and is a predicted model, not a curated record. Bases 1 to 177 code for a protein of 58 amino acids.